CGCCUACCGUGGAUGACCGGGACCAGAGGAUUGAGCGGCUCGCUAACCAGCUGCUCAGCCACAUGCUUGGUAUCGGCGCCGACUAUGCGGAUCGCCUCACCAUGGAGGACUAUAAAGACCUCGGGUUGAAGGGCAAAAGCAAGACUGGCCGCCAGUUCUCCCUCCGCGGCUCCAGCAAGCGGCUGCGCAGCGACACGGGUUCCCCUGGACCGUCCAGCCGCAAACGGGCAGCCACCCAGCCAGCUCCGCCGUCCC
Penicillium egyptiacum is the source of this 255-nucleotide messenger RNA. Lineage: Eukaryota; Fungi; Ascomycota; Eurotiomycetes; Eurotiales; Aspergillaceae. The record is from the annotation of a GenBank genome assembly.